AUGCAUCUUCUCAAGGUUGGUCGUCGUUUAUGUACUCUUGCUCUUGAUGUUAGUGGUCUUACAACAGUUAUUGUUAUUGGUCGUGUAUCUUUUAUGAUUAUUGUUAAUGGACUUGUACUUAUUAUUAUCAGUGAUAUUUAUCAUGAUGGUGGUACAGUCUUGAUAAUUGAUACAAUAGAUAAAUCAAUUGUUGAUUUAUCAACAAAAAAAAGUUUUUUUCUUUUUGUUGCUUCACUCAUUGGCACUAUUUAUGAGCCAUUGCAUGGUAUUCUGUAUGAAUUAGCUCGCCGUGAUAAUACUACUAUUAAACUUGUUUAUGCACCUUCAAAAUUAAUUCCCAAACUAAUGGCUGCUUAUCAUAAUCACCCUCUAAGUGGUCAUUUUGGCACUGGACGUACAUGGCCUACGUUAAGAAACACAUAUUAUUGGCCACGUAUGAAAGACACCAUAACAUCUUAUAUUAAAUCCUGUGAUAAAUGUUCACAAUUUAAUGUGGAUUGA
This is a messenger RNA of Rotaria sp. Silwood1, 501 nucleotides long. NCBI's taxonomy places the organism in Eukaryota, Metazoa, Rotifera, Eurotatoria, Philodinida, Philodinidae. The record is from the annotation of a GenBank genome assembly.